ACAGUCUCAAGUGAAAUAACCAGAAAAUGAGGAUCGUAUUUUAUUUACUGCUGAUGCUCAGAGUGGGCCGAUCCACAGAUGAUCAGAACUUUGAGACAAAGACUGUUGGUGUUGGAGAUGAUGUGAGACUGACAUGUCCGCGCAAGUUGACCGGAAACUUGUUUUGGAUCAGGCUUGUUUCUGGAGCCUUUCCUCAAGUCUAUUCACUUUUGGGUAAUCGCAUUACAGCGACAAAAGAGCCCGGAACGUUAGAUCUGCAUAUUAAAGAUGCAAGGCUAAGUGAUGCUGCAGUUUACUACUGUAUGAAAAUAUACAAACAAAACUUCACCUUUUUGAAAGGAACAGACCUGAGAGUUGAAGACCUUCCAUCUGAUCCAGUCCGUCCAGGAGACUCAGUGACUCUGCAGUGUUCAGUCCUCUCUGACUCUGAGAACAAGACGUGUGCAGGACAACACAGUGUGUUCUGGUUCAGAGUUGGAUCACAUCAAUGUUGCCCGAAUUUCAAUUAUACUCAAGGAAACGGCGUGGAAGAACAGGAAAGGAACCCAGAGGGACUCUCAACAAAGAAAUGUAUCGACAACUUCUUCAAGAACGUCAGCUCCUCUGAUGCCGGGACUUUUUACUGUGCUGUGGCCACAUGCGGGGAGAUAUUUACUGGAAACAGAUCAAAACUCGACACUGAAGCAGUCAACAUGUGGGAUCCGCAGAAGGCCAACACAGUUCUGAUUCUGUUAUGUUCGGCUUUGGCUAUAAGUGUGUUUGUUAUAGCCUUUCUCACAUAUUCAGUCAAGAAACUGAAGGAAAGAUCUUGUGCUGGUUGCAACACUGCUGUUGCUCUGCAAGCACAGGCAACAACAGCCAGCGGUGAUCAGCAAAGGCAGCAGACAGACGAGGACUCAUUGAUUUAUUCUGCACCAACCUUCACGGGUAGGAAAGCUAACAAAGCAGCGACAAGGGAUGCAAAAACAGAGGAGGAAGAAAGUAUCUACACUGAUGUCAGGGCUCUUAGGUUGGAUUCAUAGUGUAAACACUGGAUUUGCUACUAAAUGCUAAAAAAAAAAUGUAUGAAAUGUACUGGAGCUUAAUUUAACCUCAAGUCUGUAAAUAUUUGUUUUGUCUUGAAAUAUAUUUAAAUGUUUUGUAAAGAAAAUUAAUCAUCAUGACGCAAAAAUAAUAUAAUUGUGCCAAUAGACCUAUGCUGUAGUUAUAAACGUUUGUUUCUUUGUGACUUUUUAUCAAAGUUGUGAACUCUGAGAAGAUUGUUCCGUCUGUCCCUUUGUAUACCAUGAACUCUCAAGUCUGUUCACUUCCUCCCUCACCCACAUCUACGUAAUGUCUGUGUCAAUGCUAUGUAAAGAUAUUGUAUUAACGGGAAAUGGUGGUUGUGUGGAUAUGUUGCUUCCUUAAUAAAUAAUAAAAGUUAUUAAACUGAUAA
Cottoperca gobio is the source of this 1435-nucleotide messenger RNA. RefSeq lists its product as uncharacterized. NCBI's taxonomy places the organism in Eukaryota, Metazoa, Chordata, Actinopteri, Perciformes, Bovichtidae. The transcript is spliced from 6 exons. Bases 27 to 1022 code for a protein of 331 amino acids. The record is from RefSeq and is a predicted model, not a curated record. Gene Ontology annotation, biological process: response to bacterium.